UUUCAGAUAACAUCUUUUGGCACUAUUGCGAAUGUGCUAGUUUUUCUGGCAGCUCAGCGAAUGAGCUCGAUGAGCAGCUCGUUUGGAAUUAUUACCAAAAAUCAGGCUGUUUGUAAUACAGUCAUGUGCGUCAUUUUUUUGUGCUACGUCUGUCCAAUGCAAUUGAGCGAUUCUCAAUUCCUUAUCCAACACUCCCACAUCCUUGGACUAAUUGCCAUGAGCACCUACGAAGCAUCAAACUUGCUCCAUUUACUCAUCGCAGUCAACCGAUUCUGUGCAGUGUUUCUUCCCUCCUACUACGAAAAAAUGUUCUCCAAAAUUGGAACAAUUAUCAUGAUUCAAUUAGCUUGGAUGACUUCUAUUAUCAUGUGCUCUAUAUUCUACGAGAUUCUGGGAUGUUACUUCUCCUAUGAUGACGUAUCGUGGACAUUUGGAUUUUUGGGAACUUCGAAUUGUGUUCAACUAACAUGGUACACUGAUUUUGCUCUAAACACUGUUCUGAUUGUCACCACUCUGUUUAUCAAUUUGUUAACUGCCUUCAAAGCAGGAAAAAAUAGCCGCAUGCUGAUGAACGCAGCUGGAAUCAAAAUGACACAAAGACAAAAACAAAGAGAAAUGGGAUUUAUAAAACAGACAUUUUUUCAAGGAAUCUCUGUUUUCGCCGGUCAAUUCACUUAUUAUCUCAUUGCUCCGUUACUGAAAAAUCUUGUUUUAUUAUUUUUGGUAGCCAGUUUGUGGGCGUUUAUGCAUGCUUUCGAAGGUUUUGUCAUGCUCUAUUUUCACCCAGAGGUUCAACCGAGAUUCCUUUAU
Caenorhabditis briggsae is the source of this 810-nucleotide messenger RNA. RefSeq names its product Protein CBR-SRX-18 (gene Cbr-srx-18). The transcript is spliced from 3 exons. The record is from RefSeq and is a predicted model, not a curated record. Lineage: Eukaryota; Metazoa; Nematoda; Chromadorea; Rhabditida; Rhabditidae. Gene Ontology annotation, cellular component: membrane. The annotation marks the transcript as partial.